CUUCAGUUCAGUAGUUUUGAAGAUUUAUUGAUUUAAAGCUUACAGUACACUUUAAUAGGUACUUUCAGAAGAAAUUUGACUAAAAGAAUUUACUUAAUAUUUAAGAUUUUAGGGUUGGUUCACCCCCGCCCAGGGGGCUGCACGUGUUAACGUGAUUUUUUGCCAACCUUGUGUCCCCCUCGAAAAUAAAAUCGACGGGUCUGAGCGUUUUUCCAAAAAAAAAAACUGAGCUGCCAGUAAAUGCGUCUGUUUCGUUAUCGAUGCGCCACCCUGUAUAUUUAUCGCCCACUCUAGUAAAAAUGCAUUUUUGACAAUGUUGAAAUACUGUUUCUCCUUUCUCUAUUAAUGCUUUGCUGCUUCCAUUUGAGUCACCAUCUUUGUAUUCGAAAUCAAGCCAGAAUAUCUCGUUGACCGUAACAUUCAAGGAGAUAUGUUCAAGAAAAAAUUGCCCGGCGAUGCGGGGAUGAUUGGAGGUGUACGGAAAAAAGGCAAAUCGGGCAAACUUGAGGAGUUAGUUUUGCCUAAUGCGAAAUUACGCUUCUGUCCCGAGCAAUUGCAGAACCUGAAUUUUAUUUUCAACAAACGGUUGCAGAAAAUCAAGGACGCUUGUAACGAUAAAUCCUUAGCUUUGGCCAAAUCGGUCACCGAAAGGCUGGUUCAAAGGUUGCUAAGUUCAGUGGGAUCAUUAGAUCCGAGGUUUGCGUCCAAGUUUCUAAUCAGAAACGAUGAUGAAGGCAACAUAAGUUCAAAUACGCUGGACUACAUAGUGAGACUAGACUGCCUAUCAACUCCAUCGCUGUAUGAGUCUGAUGCAAUGCCUCGAUAUUCGGUGAUAGAAGGAGAUACUGAUUGUCCGGCUGCUUAUGCUAGACUGAAGCUGCAGGCUCACACUUUAAAGACAUGGUCAGACUUUGUGAACGGGAAUGGGUAUUUGAGAAGGGAUAAGGUGCAAGCAAGGUUAGUGGAAUUGCUGGCCUUAGCAGCUUCAAAAGAAGCUCCAGUCUCACCGUUACACGUUGACGAGUCUUGUUGUUGUGGAAUACCAGGAAAAGUAGUUGACAGUUAUACACUGUACAACAUAUUGAAGAUUCCUCCGCAAAAACAUGUGUAUUAUGGUCCAGGCGGAAACGUUCCCCGUUUUCCCGAUCCCCGCGACUUCCGGUUGGCCAUCGUAGACGAACCUGAAGGUGUGCGCAUGCGAGUGGAAUUUCUUUCGCCUGCACUAAACGCAUGUUCAGUCGAAGUACGCGUUUUGGUCGCUAUCGGACUGGAUGCUUGGCCUUCCACUACAGAUUUUCCGUUUAGGGUGCCUUUGGGCCAUGCUGAUUGCUUGCUGUACCACCAGGCUGCAGAAACGGGAAUGUACUUGGUAGGAUAUGGAGUACAAUCUUCAGCAUGGCAGAUUAGGCUACCAGCUGCUGAAUAUGUAAUCAUGAAUCAUUAUGGACCAAACAGUACUGUAAGGACAGUGUUAAACAUUUUAUACGGUACUGUUGACGAUUUGGAUCAGGCUAGAAAAACCAAAAGGCAACAGGUUUCUUACAAGAUUCUGAACAAGUACAUAUUCAGAACGCUGCUCUUAGAAGAACUUGAAGAGGCCUCUAAAACACCUGUACUUGAUAUGAUCAAAUGGUCACCAAUGUACCUGUCUACUCACAUCCUAGACUUAUUGGACAAAAUUAUACCAAAAUUGCAGUCUGAAAGGCAAAAUAACUACUUUUUCCACAAAUCGAAUCUCUUAGUUAAUCCUGGACAUCUUUCUGACGACGAUUUUACAGCUGAGGCUCACAAUGUCAAAGUGGUUUUGGUCAGGCUUUUUGAUGAAUCCCUUAUGUCCAGCAAGAUGAAUGAAGAAUUCCAGAAUAUGAUACUCGCCCAGGAGAGCGAGAUGACUCUAUUGCACAAAUGGAAAGACUUAAUCGAAGGUUUACUGCCACCUCCUGGUACUAGAGGUAGAAGAUUCUGCUUUGCUGGUUCAAAAAAUAGACAAGAAGUUGCUCAUACUCAAUACACACAUAGGCAACUGGAGUACAUCGGACUACUUCUGAAAAAAAUGUUAAGUGUGAAGCAAAACAUUUUGCAUACUGACCACACUUGUUUUGACCAAACCAUCAACUUAGAAACCUCUGAUCAAGACCAACCGCUGGACGAUAUAAUCUUCAUCUUAGUUGACAUUUUGGACCAAGCAAGAGACCAAUAUCUGUCAUCACAAACCAACCCAAACAUACUGAAGAACAAACUCAAGAUUAACAACAACUAUUGUAGCUCGACAGCGAAACUUGUGGACCUUAUGCGAAAGGACAAAGAAUUAAUGAACUUAAAUUUGGAGGAUGACAUGGUCUUGGUGAAAACCAUACUGAAAUGGCUUUACAAGGCCAUGGAUUACAACAAGAGAUACCUCGGACCUCUAUUGCGACCUUAUCUCAGCAACUUAUUUGCAGCUUCUCAUGCUAUAUCGUGGCAUAUCGACUCUAUCAAGAAAAGAGCUAGUAGUGAUGAGAUAGAGGCACUCGGAACCUUUUCGGAGCUAGUGAAUUCUGCGAAAAUCACGCCGGCACAAGGAUUGAUAGAUGCGGUUAAUAAAGAUUGGAAUUGGGCCAAAAGCAUGUUGACCAUGGUUGAGAAAAGCACGCUGAGAGUAGUAUUCAUAGAGGAAAGAGGCAAGGUUUACAGACACAUACUGUCGCUACCUUCUUACCAAAAGAAGGAGAUACAAACUGGAAGUAAAACUCUAGACCUAUCAGUUGCCAAAUCUGAAGCAAGGACCCAAAAUACCUUACCGAACUGCUAUUUCAACUCUAUACUAACCGGAAAGAACGAUAAACAUUUGGAAGAUGGGAUUCCCCAACACGAUCAUUUGAAACUCGCUAGUCCCAUGACCCUAUUAUUACGAAAACGUCAUAGACGAGGAGAACACAGAGGCGGAGGUGAUAUAUUCAAAGCACUGGCAUCUAUGCAAAAGUUAAGUAUGUUUCAAGAGGUAACCUCCACGCUGCCACCAGCUGACCGCAUGGAAUUAACCGAGCUCAUCCAAAACGUCCAAAACUCCAGACCUCGACGUCUGAACGCAAAACGAUGGUCUGGUACCUUGCCACAAUCCAAGAAUUACAGUAGACUGAGUCAAAACGGGACAGAGCCACCUCAAAGAUAUAUUCCCAAGGAAGAAAGCGCAGGUAUAAAGAUUUGUGAUCAAAAGGAAGCUAAACAGAAGUACCAAAGUCGCAGUACAGCCAGUUUGAUAGGCACGUGUAGGGCAGCCAGGAUCAGAGAAGACAGCAGUGUAUUUUAUCUGCAGGAUAGUUUCAAGAUUAAGAGUUUGUUGAAUAAGAGCGAUUCUUUCAAAUAUUAGUAAUCGUUUUUUGUUUGUGUGUGUACCUUAUUUUGUACAUAAAAUCUACUAAAUCCCAUUUAAAGUUUUAUUCCUACCACUUAUGUUUUAUGUAUACAGGGUGACCCAUCCAUGUGUGGACGGAAUAUUACUUAUA
Acanthoscelides obtectus is the source of this 3485-nucleotide messenger RNA. NCBI's taxonomy places the organism in Eukaryota, Metazoa, Arthropoda, Insecta, Coleoptera, Chrysomelidae. The record is from the annotation of a GenBank genome assembly.